This is a messenger RNA of Callorhinus ursinus (northern fur seal), 1356 nucleotides long. The record is from RefSeq and is a predicted model, not a curated record. NCBI's taxonomy places the organism in Eukaryota, Metazoa, Chordata, Mammalia, Carnivora, Otariidae.
AUGAUCCCCCCUGAGCCGCCGCAGCAGCAGCUGCAGCCGCCACCGCCGGCCCCGCCGAACCAUGUGGUGACCACCAUCGAGAACCUGCCGGCCGAGGGCAGCGGCGGCGGCGGCAGCCUGUCCGCCUCCUCCCGGGCUGGCGUACGCCAGAGGAUCCGCAAAGUGCUGAACAGGGAGAUGUUAAUCUCUGUGGCUCUGGGCCAGGUGUUAUCCCUUCUUAUUUGUGGAAUUGGCUUGACCAGCAAGUACCUGUCAGAAGAUUUCCAUGCCAAUACACCAGUCUUCCAGAGUUUCCUCAAUUACAUCCUUCUCUUUUUGGUCUAUACCACCACACUAGCUGUCAGACAAGGAGAAGAAAACCUCCUGGCAAUUUUACGACGAAGAUGGUGGAAGUAUAUGAUCCUGGGACUCAUCGACCUGGAAGCAAAUUACCUGGUGGUCAAGGCCUACCAGUACACGACUCUGACCAGUAUCCAGCUCUUGGACUGCUUUGUGAUCCCGGUGGUGAUUUUGCUCUCCUGGUUCUUCCUGCUGAUCCGGUACAAAGCUGUGCAUUUCCUCGGCAUCGUGGUCUGCAUCCUGGGAAUGGGCUGCAUGGCAGGAGCGGAUGUCCUUGUGGGAAGACAUCAGGGAGCAGGGGAAAAUAAGCUGGUAGGGGACCUUCUGGUCUUAGGAGGAGCCACGUUAUACGGUAUCUCCAACGUCUGGGAAGAAUACAUCAUCCGAACCCUGAGUCGAGUGGAAUUUCUGGGGAUGAUUGGACUCUUCGGGGCUUUUUUCAGUGGAAUUCAAUUAGCCAUAAUGGAGCACAAGGAGCUGUUAAAGGUGCCCUGGGAUUGGCAAAUAGGACUGCUCUACGUUGGCUUUAGCGCCUGCAUGUUUGGUCUCUACAGCUUCAUGCCAGUCGUCAUAAAGAAAACCAGCGCCACUUCGGUCAACCUCUCCCUGCUCACAGCAGAUUUGUACAGCCUGUUCUGCGGACUGUUUCUCUUCCACUACAAGUUUUCAGGGCUGUAUCUCCUGUCUUUCUUCACCAUCCUCAUCGGGCUGGUGCUCUACUCCUCCACCUCCACAUACGUAGCCCAGGACCCCCGAGUGUACAAGCAGUUCCGCAAUCCUUCGGGCCCCGUCGUGGACUUACCGGCCACAGCUCAGGUGGAGCCCUCAGUCACCUACACCAGCCUGGGCCAGGAGACCGAAGAGGAGCCCCACGUCCGCGUGGCCUAGGAUGAGGCCCUCCCCGCCCACUGAAGUCACCUCCGUGGCCACGUUGUUCGCCCUUCAUCUCUGUAUUGUACAUAGAGAAAGUUUACAUGAGUGCUGCAUACCACAGGAGCUCCACCCUGAGAAGUUUCC